This is a messenger RNA of Eimeria acervulina, 5961 nucleotides long. Its product is annotated as peptidase M16 domain containing protein, putative. The record is from RefSeq and is a predicted model, not a curated record. Gene Ontology annotation, molecular function: metal ion binding. The transcript has 14 exons. NCBI's taxonomy places the organism in Eukaryota, Apicomplexa, Conoidasida, Eucoccidiorida, Eimeriidae. Bases 1 to 5961 code for a protein of 1986 amino acids.
AUGAAGGCUGCUUGUGGGGCCCCUUGGGGGCCUCCCAAGUGUUUGUUUUUUUUCCUUUUUGUCUCCUCCCUUCUCCUCUUUUGUCCCUUUCAGGUGUAUGGGCACCGUCUUCUUACUCGCAGUAGCCCCUUAACACCUUCUGAUCCUCCAGCUGCCCCAGAAGCAGCUGCAACUUCAGGUACUUCUGCAUCGACUGGAGUUGCAGAGGGGAGCGAGCAUCACCAGCACCAGCAGCAGCAGAAGCAGCAACAUCACCAUCAUCAGCAGCAGCAACAGCUAAGCUCUCCUAUUUCAAUACAUAGCGAGGGAUCUUCUUCGGGGGGGAAUGCAUCUGCCUCAUCCCCACGAGACGAACGAGGAAGUCGGGAGCGUAAGCCCCACCAUGACCAUCAUGCAGCAGCAACAGCAGCAGCAACAGCAGCAAAAGAAGCAACUGCAGCAACAGAAACAUCAGAGAACAGCCUUCAUGAUCGCCCCGACAUGUCGGCCCAAUCUCCCCUUGGUCUUGACGCCUCCGAGCAGCAAACAACGGCUCCUACUGGAGAAAACAAUCGAGAAGUAGGAGGAGGGGGCCCCUCCGUACAGUCUGGAGGUUCCUCCCAACAAAAACGGGGCCCCCCAUCACAUAAAGGGGGCCCUCAUUUAAAAAGCCCUGCUGCUGCAGACACACACGCAAAAAAGGGGAUCCCACAGGCACCGAAAUCGGGAUCGGGAUCGGGAUCGGGAUCGGGAGUAGGAUCGCGAGGGUCCCAGCGGAUCUUCGGGAGGCAAACGCAAGGUAACGUUCGUGGGGCGUCUCAGGAGGAGACAGCAGAGAAGGGCCAACAACAGCAAGAAAGCCAGGCUGCUUCUACUCCUGCUGUCUCUUCACCAGCAUCUGGCGACGACUCCGGAGGGCAUCGUGAGCCACAAGAGGUGGAAGAAGGUGCUCCUCCUCUGGGGCGGGAGACGGGAUCGAGUGGGGGAUCGGAUCCCAUUAAAGGCCCGUGGAAAGUGUUGGAGCCGGACGCAGUCCCAACAGUAGAGGAGCAGCUGGAGGCCUUCAACGCAGCAGGAGGAGCAACAGGAGCAGGAGGAGGUGCAGCGUCUGGAGAUCCGCCACAGAGCGUGAUGAAGCCUCCUUUAGACAAUUCUGAAUAUGCUUCCUUUCGUGUUGAGGACUUGGGGCUUUCGGGGUUUGCAGGAGUAGAUCUGUCGCAGGAGAUAGGCGCCUUUGCAGUAUCUGUGGGGUGCGGGUACUUCAACGACCCACGGGGCUUGCCAGGCCUAGCGCAUGCACUGGAGCAUGCAAUUUUCUUAGGGAGCUCGAUGCAGCCGGAUUUGAAGGGGUGGGAUGAGUUCAUUAGCAGCAGAGGAGGGACCCACAACGCUCACACGAAGCCCGACACCACUACUUUCUAUGUCUCCGCGCCCUCAAAACACCUCGCAGAGCUCUUCAGUGUCUUCCUUGAUCACAUCUUCCAUCCCCUUCUGCUAACGCAGCAAAUGCAGUCCGAGGUGAUGGCUGUACAAUCAGAGCACGAUAAGAACACGCCAGACUUGGAGAGGGUGGCUCUGCACCUGGCGCUGCAGUACUUGCCGGACUCGGGGACAGAGGGGACAGGAGGCAGUGGAGGAGACAGCGAUGGAGACAGCGCAGGAGACACUUGUGUGUCUCCUGUCUCCGGCAAGUUCGGGACCGGCAAUUUGGAGACACUUUGCGAGCGCCCGAGACGCGAGGGAAUCGACGUGCUGGCCUCGAUGAGGCGCCUUCACAGCAAGUGUUAUGUGCCUGAGAACAUGGCUAUCUCCUUCAGGAUGGGCCGCAUUGAAGGAGAUUCGCAGCCGCAGCAGCAGUACGGGUUGUGGGAGGUGAUUGAGUUGAUUUCUGCUGCUGUUAGGGAAAGGGCUUCAAGUGCUUCACCUGAGGCACCGGGGGCAAGUCUCCUGCAGCGUCAGACAGUCUCCCAGAAGGAGGAGACGCAUAAGGAGGGUCCUUCUGAGGCCCGUACAAGCACAAGCACACCCGCGGGAGCACACCAGACACUCCGCGAAGGAGACAAUCCCCAGGCUGCAAGUCGCGAUCCCACGAGAGACACAGCUGAAGACGAUGGCGGCGAGAAGGAACUUCCUGAGGGAAUCAUACUGAGCCUUAAGCGCGAUCAUGGGUGGCGGAGGCGACUGUUUGUCUUCUGGAGUGCCCCUGCUGACUUAGAGGCAAACUUGGUGGACCUACAGUGCCAGCCUUCAUCAUUGCUGCAGUACCUCCUCGAGCACCCCGUGAAAGGGGGUCUCCUGCAGCUCCUUAAGGAGAAGGGAUGUUUUGGGCUGCAUUCGUACAUGCAUGCAUGCGCUGCAGGCUACAUAUCGAGGGGGGAGGCGUUCACGCACAUGACGUUGCGGAGUUCCAUUGUGGGGCUUUCCUUGGAAUUAACCGAGGAGGGGGAAUCAAACGCGGAUGCGUUGUUGGGUUUAGUGCGCGAGUUUGUGUUGAAGGUGACGGAGGCGGUGGCCAAGGACUCGUUUAUACUGGAUCACUUUGACGUGUACGGCAAGCUCAGCGGUCUGCUCUGGAGUGCCUCCGACCCUCUUGGGCCUCUUGAUCAGGUCGUGGCAACUGCAGAGACGACGCUACAGUUCCCGAGCAGGCCGGACUUGGCUUUGGGAUCGGGAUUUUGUCUGUCUCCUCCUCCUAAGGAGACACUGCUGACCGAAGUGCGUCGCCUGGCUCGCGCACUGAUCUCCAGCAAGCAUGUGGUGGUGCAGGUGUUUGCAAAUGAGAAGGGAGAGGCGUCGGGGUCUCUAAAAGAGUUGAAUGAGUACGGCGUCAAAUAUUCUGUCUCCACCUUGCCGUGGGAGCAGGGGGCCUCAGGAGAUACCUCUGAGGGGCCCCACAAGGGCCCCCACCCGAUAGUUCCGAGUCCCCUCUCUUGCCGAGUGACCCAGGGGCCCGUCGUAAAGCACCCUAUCCCUGACGUCUGCCAAGCGACGGGGGCCCGUUUGCCUACGUUAGCGUCAGAGGAGGAGACAGGACAGCAGGAGCAGGAGCAGCAGCAGCAACGAGGCCUUGCUCCGCCUCCUUGCGUGCUUCUCUCUAGCGACAGCACUACUAUCUUGUGGCACAAUGGAGAGCCUUUUAACAAGCCCAUCGUUCGUUUCUUCGCAAGAGCUCGAGUGUCUUCUUCCGUCUCCACCGCUCUUCAUGAUGCUCUCGGUAAAAUAUUUACACUCAUUUUAGCAGAAAAAGCCAAACUUCACCUCGCCAAAUACCACGGAUGCGGCGUGGAUCUCGUCAUCGCCUACACAGGAGCAUCGCUGAUCUUUGAACUGCAGACUUUGAGCUCCUUGUUUGAAGAGGUGACGGAAGGUUUGGGUUUGAUUUUCAAGCAAACGGUGGCAGAGAUCACGGAGGAGGAGUUUGACAAGACCGUUGCUCAACUUCUGGAGACGACGAGAGACUUCUCAGGCUCGACAGCGUACGAACUGGCGCUGGACGUGGCGUUGAGUCUUUUGCGGGAAUAUCGCUUUUCGCAGUUUGACAUGCAGGAGCAGCUGCAUUCACCAGAAUUGAAUUUUGAAGCAUUUCAGAAGUUUGUUUCGGGGGCACUUCUACGCACUGCAGUGGACUGUCUCCUCAUGGGAGACAUCGCCCCCAGCAAAGCCACAACCGUGGCGCUUAAGUUCGUAGACAGCAUCCGCAGCCAGCCCCUCCCGUACGAGGAAGCCGCUAGCAGCAAGACUUUGAAUUUAGUUAGGGACGUGGAGGUGUCUCUACAGAACCCAAUCCCCGGGGACGUGAACAGCGCAUUUGUAUCUCUUUAUGUGUCUGAGCCGCCAGACGUCCUCGAGUCUGUCAUAUAUAGCACCGUGGGGGAGAUGAUAAGGGCCCCCUUCUUUGACACUCUCCGCACCGUCAACAUGGAUGGCUACGUCGCCUCAGCUGGUGUCACAGAACUUCCCCCAGUCAGUGCCUUAAGUACCAUCGUGCAAAGUUCCGUGCGAACGCCGGCGGAAUUGGAAGAGCACGUCUGCGGCUUUCUCCAUUUAAUGGGCGGUCUUUUAGCAGGUGCCCUCAGCCCCGCCGCAUUUAAAAGCAAAAUGAAGUGGGAGGGACGCAGCCACCUAGAGCGGGAGCAGGCCACAUUUGGCGACUUCUUUUCAGGAGCGGUCGCUCAAGUUUCUACACGCAGCUUCUGCUUCAUCAAAUCCCAAUUGGCAGCAGCUGCAUCGCAGCACUUUAUGCAGUGUCCCGAGUCUUUGGGAAGGUACUUCAACAAGUUGGUCUUCGGGCCGUCGAGGCAACGAAUCACUGUAAAGAUCGAGGCGGCAACAAGGGAAGAGAGCGUCUCUUCCCCCACAGGGCAGUCUGAGUGCAUCUUUUUGGGCUCGAAUUCUGUUGCAGGGGCCCUUGAGGGUCCUCGGGGACCCCAAAGCCCAGUGGCGGAGGGCCCCCUCGAGCAGCCAGGAAAGCAGCGGCUGGGGCCUCUUGUCGAGAGCCUGCAGCCCCGUAGGCCCACGACAGAACUGACUGAAGACGCAGGAGACGGUCGAGCUCCAGGCGAGGGCCCAGCGCCUACUGGAGCCACCGAGUCGCCGAAGAGUCCCGAAAAGGGCCUGGCGACCUCACAGGAGGGAGAGGAGACUGGCGAUACCUCCAGCCAUGGCCUACAACGCCCUGGAGACAGCCACAUUGUCACCGUGGGACUUUCUGCUGAUGCAGAUAUGCUCCCUGCAAGUGCUCGGCGCUCCCAAAAUGAGGAAGAACAGGCGCUGCAGAAGUGCAGUAGAAGCGAUUCAAACGCCUCAGGGGGGACUGUGAGACUGACGAAAUUCGCCGAACAUCCGCAGGAAGAACGGCAGCGGCUGCUGCAGGCUCUCAGCGAAACGCUGGAGGGGCAGAGAGACGAUUCCAGCGGGGUCGACCCCGUUUCCUUGUGGACGGAGUUUGUGUUUGCAAAGCACUGCACUAUCCGUGAGGAGACGAUCAAAACAACCGCUACUUGUGAGGCGAAUUCUAAACUGCUAGUCAACCAAAUUGCCCAAGAAGGUGCGGGGUGGGGACAGAUACCCUCUACAGGCUCAGCCCCCAACGCAGGCAGUGUCUCUCCCAACACAAGCGCAGAUACGGAGGAUUUGGCUGCACCACCUGCUGCAGCAGCACCUGUUGCACCUUCUGCCGCAACAGCACCUUCUCUGCCAACAUCUCUUGCAUCACCGCUUCCUACAGCGUCACCUGUUGCAGCACCACUGCCUGCAGCGACACCUCCUACAGCACCACCUGCAGCAGCGGCACCUCCUGCAUCAGCACCUGCUGCAGUACCACCCGCUGGAGUAACGCCUGCUGCAGUAACACCUGCUUCAACUGCACGUGAUGGAGCAGGGCUUGAUGCAGCAUCCGGGCAAAGCCAACCAGUUGGGACCUCUCUUCAACUUCAGGCUCAAGUGGCAGAGCAGCAACAGCAGCUUUUGCUGUUGCAUGAACUGCAGCAGCAGCAAGCAGCUGCGCAGAAGCAGAUAGCAGCGGAGCCACGACCGACAAAAGAUGGCUCAUUUUUGGCGCCGCAGGCUUCGACGCAGAUGCCUUUAGGGACCGUCCAGCAGCAGGAGCAGGAGCAACAGAGGCAGCAGCAACAGCAACAGGAAGUACAGCAGCAGGUCCAGACGGAGUUGGCAGCAGCUGAGAAGCAGCUGAGCGCACUGCAUGCUGCGUGGGUCUCGCUGCAGCAGCAGCAGCAACAGCAACAGCAGCAGUUGAUGCAGCCAAGAGUGGCUCUGCUGCGAAGGUAUGGGACUCAACAGCAGCAGCAGCCGCAACAGCAGCCAAGGCCGAAGUAUCGACGCAGCUCUAAGCACAACGGGCCAGUGGGAGCAGGGCACAAGACAUCGCCUUCCAUCUUCUUCAUGUCUCUCGUGGUGCGAAUAAUGCCUAGAUCUGUAGUGCAAGGACUUGAGCACAACCUACAGGCUGCGGGGAGCAGCUGA